GGCGGUGUGAAGAAGCCCCACAGGUUCCGUCCCGGAACGGUGGCUCUAAGAGAGAUUAGGAAGUACCAGAAAAGCACCGAGCUUCUCAUCCGCAAACUUCCUUUCCAAAGGCUGGUUCGUGAGAUUGCUCAGGAUUUCAAGACGGAUCUUCGAUUCCAGAGCAGCGCCGUCGCCGCUCUCCAGGAGGCAGCUGAGGCGUAUCUCGUUGGGUUGUUCGAAGACACCAACCUUUGCGCGAUCCAUGCGAAGAGGGUCACGAUUAUGCCUAAGGAUAUCCAGCUCGCGAGGAGGAUCAGGGGUGAGAGAGCUUGACGGAAGAGUCGCUACUUAGUAGUGGGUUUGAAGACUGGUCUGGAUUCUCUGUCUUGGGAUUUAGUUGCGUUGUACAUUUUCAGGAAUCUGGCCUGAUUCUGCGUGUUUUUGUAGUGUUUGUAGCUGAUGCUUAGAUUAUGUCUUACAGAUGUUUGGUGAAAUGCUUCAAUGGACAUUAACGGUUCUGGGUUUUGCAAUACA
Messenger RNA from Tarenaya hassleriana, 513 nucleotides. RefSeq names its product histone H3.2-like. The record is from RefSeq and is a predicted model, not a curated record. Gene Ontology annotation, cellular component: nucleosome. NCBI's taxonomy places the organism in Eukaryota, Viridiplantae, Streptophyta, Magnoliopsida, Brassicales, Cleomaceae. The annotation marks the transcript as partial. Gene Ontology annotation, molecular function: structural constituent of chromatin; DNA binding; protein heterodimerization activity. The transcript has a single exon.